AUGAAGACGUUAACAGUGGUUUUAGUUAUGACAGUACUUGGUAUACAAAUAUCAGGGUACUUAAUACAAGUGCCUACUGCACCUCCGGUAUUGUUCAGAGAUCCUGUUCCUUCGCAAUGGCUACACUUACAAAAAUUGAUGAUUCCUCUACUCGAAAAUGUUUGCGAAGACAGUACCAAUCCCGACGUACGAAAACUAGCUCAAGACUUUACAAUAAACACGGCAGACUACUUGGAACCAAAUGCAAUUACAAAUUUGCAAAAGCUUAUGUCAGCUGGCUUAUUGCCCAAGGGAGAAAUUUUCAGUGAAUACAAUCCUGAACAUAUGAAGCAAUUGAAAUUUGUUUACGAAGCAUUUUACUCCGCCAAAAACUUCGUUGUGUUUUACAAAGUCGCUGCUUGGGCAAGACAAAAUAUAAACUGUGGACUUUAUGUGAAUGCUAUCUACAUGGUGAUACAAAGCAGAAAAGAUAUGGCCAAGUUAUCCAUACCAGCCCCGUACGAAGUAUUACCAAACUAUUUUGUACGUAAAGAUGUACUGAUCAAAGCAACUUCCAUCCUAAGUGGCCAAGAAGUAACUCCAACAGAAGGUCUUCGUGAUGAAGGAAACGCAUACUACUUAGAUGCAAAUUACACCGGUAUAUUCUACAACAACGACGAUGAUUCAAAGUUGGCCUACUUCCGUGAAGAUAUUGGCUUGAAUUCCUAUUACUAUUUGAGAAAACUGAGAUUGUCUCCAUUUUAUAAAGGUGAUAUUAAUGAGAGAUAUGGAGAAAAUAUUUACCAAAUGAUGAAACAAUUUAGUGCGAGGUAUAAUUUGGAAAGGUAUGCUAGUGGCUUUCCGGAGAUAGAUCCUAUUGACUGGAAUGAUCUACCUGAUAUACCUUAUGAUCCUGAAUUAGUUUACUCAGACGGAAAGGAGUUCAAUCAUAGAACAAUGCCUCUAGAAUUUCCAGCAAACGAUGAAAUUACUUUGUUGCAAACUAUAGAAAAUAAUGUAGCAGCUGUCGUCGGCCAUAUGCGCCAGAGUGGAUAUAAUAAAACACAGAUAUUAAAUCAUUUAAUGGAAAUCCUAGUCACGGGAGAGCGGAGUUAUGAGACAUUGGCUCGCCAGCUCCUUGGCAAAGAUCGUACCAACAACGGACACGUCUCGGUACUGGAGCACUACAUGACUUCACUGCGGGAUCCAAUGUUUUGGAAGAUUAACAAGAAAAUAGUCGACCUCGUGGAUAGUGCUCUAAAACUGUUACCCACAUACUCUAGAAACGAGCUGUACUUCCCUGGAGUAGAGAUCGUAAAUAUUGACGUGAAAAAGAUGAUGACAGCGUAUGAUUACUUCGAGUUCGACGUUACUGACGCACUAAAAUUAGACGAUAAUAAGUCGGCUUUCAACGUUAAAAUAGGUCAACCUAGAUUAAAUCAUAAGCCGUUUACAGUCAAACUUAACAUAUCUUCUUUGGUAUCUAAAAAAGGGUUAGUUAAAAUUUAUUUAGGACCUAAGCUAUUACCUGGAGAAUUAGCUGCUAAAAAGAAUCUUUUUACAUUACUUAACGUCUUUGAAGUGAACCUUAAAAUAGGAACAAAUGUAAUAUCCAGAACAUCUGAUGAUAUGAAACACUUCUCGUCCGACUUUGCGUCAGUAAAAACUAUCCGUAAAAAUAUAGAAGAUGCUGAAUUUGGUUUGAAUUCUUUACCUUUAAAACGGAUCGAAGAUCAGAUCGGGUAUCCAACAAGACUUAUUUUACCAAAAGGUUUAUCUCAAGGGCUUCCUAUUCAAAUGUUUGUAUUUAUUGCACCAUUUACUAAAGCCAGUGUUAGCAAUUCAUACCCAUCAACUAACACAGAAUUCAAUUCUGCUAUUUUAUCACCUGGCUAUCCACUAGACUUGGUGGUUGAAGAUAAACAACUAUUUGGUUUACCUAACGCAUUAAUCAAGUAUAUUACAAUCACUCAAAAGGGUGAGAACAAAGUAGAAAACUAUGGAGGACCUGGUGUGACAAAGCAAUGGUAUGGUACUAACACUUACGAUCCAUCAGCUCGACCAAAUUACUCUGCAAAUACCCGUAAAACUUUUGAUUACAAUGCCAAGAAAGGACCUUCAAAAGAUGAUGAAAAUGGCGUGAGUGAAUAUGAUAUUGCUCCUGGAGAUACUGUCAAUUACAUCGAAGAGUCGUCAAAAGGAAGCUUUGUUCCCAAAGGAUCGAAUGAUCAUAAUACCAAUGUUGAUACAGUGCGCUCGUUGAACUUUAUGAAGUUCGAUACAGUAGUGCCAAACAACAAUGCAGAGAUAACAAAAUUAGAGAAAAAAGAUGAUAAUGCCAAACAAGUUGACAAGGAUAACUAUACCACUGUAAAAAACGAAGAAAUUGAUAAAGACGUGGUCGUUCCUGAGAUAACAGAAAUUGUUCCUGAUAGUGAAAAUCAAAACCAAGCAAUGUUAACUAUACCACGUCUGCUUAAACUAUCAAGUUAUGACUAUGCAUCCAGCGCUAAAUCGUUCGAUUAUAAAACAAAAAAAAAUCAAUUUGACAAGAAAGAUUACACUUCAAAAAGAGGAGAUUACAAGAAAUAUAACUCAUAUACACCACCCCAGGAAGAGGAAAACUUGCUUACUACUACCUCGGCUGCUUUUAUAAAGGAAGAUGUCGUAAAUGAUGGAGAGAUGGUCGAAAUGUUACUAGACCAACCAUCGUAUCAACCAAAGAAUGUAGACUAUGCAUCUAAGGGAAAAGAGCCAUAUGAUUAUAAAACUAAGAAAGCGCAAUUUGAUAAGAAAGAUUAUUCAGAAAAAAGAGGAGAUUACAAGAAAUAUCAUUCAGUUAAUAAACUUAUAGAUGAAGAAUAUCGUGUAACUACUGCAACUGCAACUUUGAUUAAAGAAGAUGUUAUUAACAAUGAACAAAACGCUGACUUAUUAUUGGAAAAGUCAUCGUUUUAUCCAAAAAAGGACUACGCUUCUAAAAGGAAGGAGCAAUAUGAUUACAAAGCAAAGAAGGCGCAAUUAGAUAAACAAGAUUAUUCUGCAAAAAGAGGAGAUUACUUUAAAUACCGUACUUUGCCAACAAAAGAAGAAAAAGUGAGCACAGAAUCCGUUAAUAUCAUGCUUGAACCUACAAAUGAUGUUAUAGCAAGAGUUCAACUAGAAAGAGAUGAUAACAAUGUAGAUAUGCUUAGUGAAAUUAAAGAGAAUAACGCAAAUGAAGAAAAUAACGAUAAUUUUCCGAAAGAUGUCGUUGAUACUAAAGACACUGAUGAUGACCAGAAGAUGGCCAUGCUGCGCAAGGCCUUCCAGAUGUUUGACACCACCAAGUCGGGAUACAUCGAUGUCCUGAAGAUCUCAACCAUCCUCAACACCAUGGGCCAGCUCUUCGAUGACUCUGAGCUGCAGGCUCUCAUCGAUGAGAAUGACCCAGAAAACUCCGGCAAGAUUAACUUCGAUGGCUUCUGCAACAUUGCUUCCCACUUCUUGGAGGAGGAAGACGCCGAGGCUAUGCAACAGGAACUGAAGGAAGCCUUCAGGUUGUACGAUCGUGAAGGAAACGGAUACAUCACCACCUCAACUCUUAAGGAAAUUCUGGCUGCCCUUGACGACAAGCUUAGCUCAAGUGAUUUGGACGGCAUCAUCGCUGAAAUUGACACUGACGGAUCCGGAACCGUCGACUUCGAUGAAUUCAUGGAGAUGAUGACUGGAGACUAAGCAAAUCGUCGUUCACUAUUAAUUUAUAGUAUUAUUAUGUUUAGAUGCUAUUUUUAUUGUAUUUAAAAAUUAAGACUUUGAUACUAGUACAAAACCAAAUGCGGUAUUAGCAUGGUUGUUUAAUUAAUUUGCACAUUUUACUCUAUCUUAUAGAUAGGCACUUGAUUAAUUUUAAUAGUCUACAAGGGUAGGCCAGGAAUAAAUCGAGUUCGUUCCAAAGAAUUAUUUCCGGAAUAAUUUACACGUAACGAGCUCUCAACCAAUUGUAUGCUAAUAUUUAUAACGCAAAGCACUAUAUUAAAAAAAACUCAUGAUUACAAAACACCAAUACACAAAACAACAG
Messenger RNA from Spodoptera exigua (beet armyworm), 4039 nucleotides. Lineage: Eukaryota; Metazoa; Arthropoda; Insecta; Lepidoptera; Noctuidae. The record is from the annotation of a GenBank genome assembly.